Messenger RNA from Drosophila guanche, 814 nucleotides. RefSeq names its product ADP-ribosylation factor-like protein 3. NCBI's taxonomy places the organism in Eukaryota, Metazoa, Arthropoda, Insecta, Diptera, Drosophilidae. The transcript has 3 exons. The coding region runs from base 130 to 735 and encodes 201 amino acids. Gene Ontology annotation, biological process: cilium assembly. Gene Ontology annotation, cellular component: cytoplasm; microtubule cytoskeleton. The record is from RefSeq and is a predicted model, not a curated record. Gene Ontology annotation, molecular function: GTPase activity; GTP binding.
UUUUUCUCUAUCAGUUUUCCUCCUAAUCCAAAAGACACGUUCAGGAGCGCUCGCACUGCGCGCCGCCUUAUCGUACAAAAUCUCCGGGACAGAUAGUGACGAGCUGUCGCCGCCUUCAGAUCGAGCAAGAUGGGUCUGCUUUCGCUGUUACGCAAACUGCGACCGAAUCCAGAAAAGGAGGCACGAAUUCUGCUCCUUGGCCUGGACAAUGCGGGCAAGACCACGAUUCUGAAGCAACUGGCGUCGGAGGAUAUAACAACGGUUCGUAUGAAAAAGAAACAGAAGCGUUUCUGUUUUUCCCCAAAAAUAAGGAGUGAACCCCUGCAGGUAACACCCACGGCCGGGUUCAACAUCAAGUCCGUGGCAGCCGAUGGCUUCAAGCUCAAUGUGUGGGACAUCGGCGGCCAGUGGAAGAUUCGGCCCUAUUGGAAGAAUUACUUUGCCAAUACCGAUGUUCUGAUCUACGUAAUUGACUGCACGGAUCGUGCCCGCCUGCCGGAGGCUGGCAGCGAACUAUUUGAACUCUUGAUGGACAAUCGCCUGAAGCAGGUGCCCUUGCUGGUGUUUGCCAACAAGCAGGACAUGCCCGACGCCAUGACUGCCUCCGAGGUGGCGGAGAAAAUGAGUUUGGUUCAGCUGCAGGGGCGCACAUGGGAGAUCAAGGCCUGCACGGCUGUCAAUGCCACGGGACUGAAGGAGGGCAUGGACUGGGUGUGCAGGAACAUGAAGAAAUAAUCUAAGCAAUCCGCUACGUUGUGUGCUACGCUCUAUGUUAAGGUUCGACUCAUAAAUAUAUAUGUACAUCUAGUAAAUA